Molecule: messenger RNA, 617 nt
Organism: Strongylus vulgaris
Lineage: Eukaryota; Metazoa; Nematoda; Chromadorea; Rhabditida; Strongylidae
Source: the annotation of a GenBank genome assembly
AUGAUGAUGAUGGACUGGGGUGGUGGUUUUCAUGUCUCAAAAGAGGAAGGAGUUUUAGUUAAAAAUUUAUUGAUCUCUCGAAACAUAAGUGGAAAAAUUCUUAUUUCCUCAUACCGUGAUAAUCUGGUCAACGCUGAAGUAGAGCGCAAAAUAUCGGAUGUCUCUUCGUCAUCAUCAAGUGAAGAAGAUGAACCAAAAAGUAAACGAAGUCGUCGGAAGCGUAAGGAAGACCAGAACGAGGAACUAAAUCCUCGACGAAAGAAGCUAAAUGCUGCGGAGUUGGAGAAAAUUGACGCAGCCGCAGCUGUAGGAGAUGAUACGGUGUUCAAAUGGGCGGAUUACUUUGGAGAGAACAACACGCUCUUUGUUGUUGAUGCCAAAAAGAAGGGUAAUGUUGGAAGAUUUUUGAACCAUUCAUGCGACCCGAAUGUCCAAGUGCAGCAUGUAUUUGUGGACACGCAUGAUCUGAGACUACCUUGGUCAUCGUUCUUCGCAAUAAGGAAUAUCAAAGCAGGAGAGGUACCGCUUUCGUUUUUACUUUGUUCGUAUGAUGCUAUUAACUUUCUCUACUUCUUCACUUUUUUCAAGAUGAAAUCAAAAUUAUGUAGGAAUUGAAG